This is a messenger RNA of Camelus dromedarius (Arabian camel), 8513 nucleotides long. RefSeq names its product chromodomain Y like 2 (gene CDYL2). The record is from RefSeq and is a predicted model, not a curated record. Bases 355 to 1872 code for a protein of 505 amino acids. Gene Ontology annotation, cellular component: nucleus. The transcript is spliced from 7 exons. NCBI's taxonomy places the organism in Eukaryota, Metazoa, Chordata, Mammalia, Artiodactyla, Camelidae. Gene Ontology annotation, molecular function: transcription corepressor activity.
GCAGCCACCGCCGCCGGGUCGCCAGGUCGCGGGGGCCGCGGCGCUCGGGCCGCGUCGGUGCCUCCCAGGCGUGCUGCGCGGCCGUCGCUGCUGCCCGCGCUCGUGCCGCCGCCGCCGCCGCCACCGCCGCCGCCGCUGCCGGUUACGCCAGCCCCGCCGCCGCCCGCUCUGAUUCUGCGCAUAGGCAGCCCCCAAGCCUGUCAUUCUGCAAAAACACAGUUUACUCAACACACCACACACACUCACACACACACGCGCGCACACACACGCGCACACUGGCCCCCUCGCGCACACGCACGGAGGGCGCGAGCGAGCAGACGCGCACACCCGGCGAGCCAAGUUCCGCAGCCUGGCAUGGCUUCUGGGGACCUUUACGAGGUGGAAAGGAUCGUGGACAAGAGGAAGAACAAGAAAGGAAAAUGGGAGUAUCUGAUCCGGUGGAAAGGCUACGGGAGCACGGAGGACACGUGGGAGCCGGAGCACCACCUCUUGCACUGUGAGGAAUUCAUCGACGAAUUCAACGGGCUGCACCUGUCCAAGGACAAGCGGCUCAAGUCAGGGAAGCAGGCCAGUGCCUCCAAGCUCCUGCGUGACGGCCGAGGCUCGUCGGUCGAGAAACUCUCCCACAGACCCUCCGAAUCGGGAAAGAGCAAAGGGACUUCCCAUAAACGGAAGCGAAUCAACCCAUCCCUUUCCAAGCCGAAGAAAGGCUAUUCAGCCAAGCUCCCUGCGGGAGGCGACAGGGCCACCAAGACGGUGUCUUACAGGACUACCCCCAGUGGUCUGCAGAUAAUGCCCCUGAAGAAGGCUCAGAAUGGGAUGGAAAAUGGGGACGCUGUCUCGGAGAAGGAAGAGAGGCACUUUGGAAACGGGUCCCACCAGGCUGGCUUGGAUCUGAAUGAGGUCGGAGAGCAGGACCUGGGGGACUGCGACGUGACCCAUGCGGCGCUGGCGGAGAACGGGCUCGGCUCUGCUCUGACCAACGGGGGCUUAAACCUGCCCAGCCCAGUGAAGAGGAAGCUGGAAGCGGAGAAGGACUACGUGUUCGACAAGCGGCUCAGGUACAGCGUCCGCCAGAAUGAAAGCAACUGCCGCUUCCGGGACAUCGUGGUGCGGAAGGAGGAGGGCUUCACGCACAUCCUGUUGUCCAGCCAGACCUCGGACAACAACGCGCUGACCCCCGAGAUCAUGAAGGAGGUCCGGCGUGCGCUCUGCAACGCAGCCGCGGAUGACAGCAAGCUGCUGCUUCUCAGCGCCGUGGGCAGCGUGUUCUGCAGCGGCCUGGACUACUCCUACCUGAUCGGCCGGUUGUCCAGUGACCGGAGAAAGGAGAGCACCCGGAUUGCAGAAGCCAUCAGGGACUUUGUGAAGGCCUUUAUCCAGUUUAAGAAGCCCAUCGUGGUGGCGAUCAAUGGGCCCGCCCUAGGCCUGGGCGCCUCCAUCCUGCCCCUGUGCGACAUCGUGUGGGCCAGUGAGAAGGCCUGGUUUCAGACCCCCUAUGCCACCAUCCGCCUCACGCCUGCCGGCUGUUCCUCGUACACUUUCCCCCAGAUCCUGGGCGUCGCGCUGGCCAACGAGAUGCUCUUCUGCGGGCGGAAGCUCACUGCCCAGGAGGCAUGCAGCCGAGGGCUGGUGUCCCAGGUUUUCUGGCCAACCACGUUCAGCCAGGAGGUCAUGUUGCGGGUCAAGGAGAUGGCAUCCUGCAGCGCGGUGGUGCUGGAGGAGUCGAAAUGUCUCGUCCGGAGCUUCCUGAAGUCAGUGCUCGAAGAUGUGAACGAGAAAGAAUGCCUCAUGCUCAAGCAACUCUGGAGUUCCUCCAAAGGCCUGGAUUCCCUGUUCAGCUACCUGCAGGACAAAAUUUACGAAGUCUGAGGGCCCUGGCUCACUUGCCCCAGUGCUCAUGGGCAUGUGACUUCUAGCUCUGCCCUGUGUUUCAGAAAUUGGAGCACAGCGGAUGCCCGGCCAAGGAGUCUGUCAAGGUGUCCCUUUAUACUAGGGUUGUAUCCAUGUCCUCGUGUCCUUUGGUUGCUCUUCAUUGGUUUGGUUUCGUGUCACGAUGGGAAACGCAGCAUACUUGGCCUCCCCCACGUCCCCUCCCCACCUGGCUGGAGAGCUAUCGAGGGCUAUAUCUUCCCAGGCUUCUGCCGGGUACCCCUGCCCUGUCCCCACUUGCUGAAAUGCACCAUCCUGGUCCAGGAAGGGGAAGACCAGUUUCCCCAUCCUUCCGACUCAGGCUGCGUCUACACAGUGCCUCUGAUUUGGAGACUUGGCUGCCAUGGCUCUCCCUGGUUAAGUGCAGACUCAGUGACCAGGGCUGGCCAGUCUUAGGGAGUCUCCAGACCAAUGAGCAGAACGAUCGUGUAGAGCCCGCCUCAGUCUCCUCUCUGAUGCAAAUCUGUGUGGCUUCUAGGGCUUGGUCUUAAAACCCAAUUGAGUGAUUUACAAACCCAGAUAUUGUACAUUUAGGAGUGUUUUGUUAAAUAUAUAUUUUUAAAACAAUGUAAGUGGAAAUUCUGAUAAUUUAUGUGUAUUAUAUGUAAAGCUAGUUUUGCAAAAACACAAACUACUAGGAAAAAUGUUUUUUCUUUAAUCAGACUUAUUUAAUUUAUUUAUUUUUGUUUAUAUACUAUGAUAUCUGUCGUUCUCACAGAUAUUAUUUUCAUACUGCCCUGGACCAAAUCCCCUACAAGGUUCAUGCUGUUGGGUGCAUUCUAGCAAAGAACCACGUUGAAAUAAGUUUUCAGAGAGAUGAGGAUGGAAGGAUUUCUGUGAAUGAAAGAAACAGCCCUGCACCAGGUUUUCUACAUGUGAAACAGUCCUGUGAUAACUGAAUACCUGUUCUUGGGAGAAAUCAUGGAAGCGUUUUCUCCCCACUCUGCUGCCUUUAAGGAGAUAAAGGGCCCUCCAGCCUGAAUGCUCCUGAGACACCCCCGGCCCCUAAUGGUGUGACAUCAGGAAGGGGUGGGGAGUGGGCCUGUCUGGGGAUUGCUCAUUAUUGUGGGGGACUUUUUUCUUUGGGACAAAUGACUCCACUUGGAUUUCUGAGUCCCUUUCUUCCACGUGGGUAUUGAGUCUGGUUUGGGCCGUCCAGGUUGGUGGGUAAAGUGUUCCCACUCUGUUGAGCUGUCAGUGGAAGGUCUGAAUCUUUCUGCCUCCAGAAGCCCGGACUCUCCAUCUUUUUUCAGGUUGUUGACACAUAUCAGGGAGCAGUAACCGGGAUGAGGCUUCCUGCCCCAGGGCCCGGGGCUGCAUGGGGACCCCAGCAUUGUAUUCAUACCAUCAGCCCAAAGCCUUGCUGCAGGGAAGCAGGGGGUUUUGGUUUUGGUUUUGGUUUUGGUUGGAGAGGAGAAGGUAAACGUCAAGAUCAGAGCAGAGACACAACACGUCCUGCGUGAGGCUUAAACCUGUUAAGGGUCAAACCCAGAGAAAGUUAGAUUCUCAGAGUGAUGUGAUUUCCCCACUGCCAUCACAACCCCAGUGUCCUCAGAUGACUUUUGGUCGCCCAUCUCCUCUUCCCUGUGUUAGUCACCGGCUUCUCUCGACCCUUCCUUGGACAGCGUUGGGUGGAGCCAUGAGAGUUGGGCACAGCUGGGGGAGGGGAUGCGGGCUGGGGAGAGGGAGGGUUGCUGCUACAGUUCUCUCUUCUCUCUCUGUUUGUCUGUCUCUCUUUCCCUCUCUCUGGCCCGUUUCCCGACUUAAGGGUGGCUGGAUGCAGUGGGCUGGGCAGGUGGAGAGGGUUCCUGGUCCUGCGCUUUGUGUUCCAGAGAGCAGGCGGGGUGUCUGCACUAGAGCUAGAGACAUGGGCCUUUAAACAGUGAACCUGGAGGUUACCUGGACCCUCCAUCCUUAAGGUGGCCUCAGUUUCCUCUGUAGAAAGCCUGUCUCCUGAGUUUCCCUAGAACUUCACAAGGGUCAGGGAAGAGGCAAUGGCUCACUUGCUUUUCCCUUCUCCUGCCACCUGUGACAUCUCGGCCCGGGGACCCAGCAUGGGGGACAGCCACCUUGACUGUAUCCAGCCAGAGGAAGUCCUGUGUACCCUCCCCGUGGUCCAUGUGGGAUCUGGUAGGAAGUGCAGACCCAGACUAUAGGGAAUUACUGUAGGGAAUCACCUGCUUUUGCCCAAAUACCUGUUGUCACAUCUCACCUUGGAUUUGUCUUCUUCCUUUCAGCAAGUCAGCGUGUGCUAUGCCAAAGCCCCUAGACAGCCUCAUCCUUGGCAGAUAAUUUCCAAACCACCUCUGAGUCAUCUAAAGAAAGAGCACCUCACCUUCUGUUUACCUUCUAGGGCUAGCCACCUUCAACAUCUAUAGAAGCAGUGUUAGGAUUCUCAUUGGAGAUGGAAAAAAGGAUGUUUGGAAAUUCCUUUUGUUCAGUGUCCACCUUUGUUCCCUGCCGGAAAAAACCUGAAGUGUUUUAGUUUUGGACUAAAACAUAGCUUUGGAUCAUCAAAUCCGAACUUCUAAAUACUUGGAGGAUCCCUGAUGAUAAGGUAGGAACGUGAGACCAUCACUGAGGUGGAAUGCCUGCUGUUAAUGCCCAGGUUCUGCGUAGAACAGGAGGUAUUUUACACGGCAGUCUGUAUUUUCAUUGUUUCCACACAGUUCAAGAAGGAUGUUCCACACAUUGGGCAAAAGUCGGUUAAAUCUGUUUGCUACAGGGUAGACUGAACCACUGAAUUUUUACCUUCUGAAUAGUAGCUUUGAUAACGUAUAAAUGAAAUCCAGGUAACUUGCAGCCCAUCAAGCUGGGCUGGAAUUUGUCAGAUCUGUGGAUGUUUCAGGGUAGUAGCUUUCUCGAGACAGGGGUCAGACGUGCGCUUUUUAUCUCCUAUCUCAGCAUCCUGUCUCCACCCGUGGAAUCCUUGCUCUCCUCUCUCUCCUCUGCUUUGCCCCCACCCCACCCAGUCUGUCACUUCCUAGGGUCUGGGCAGGUCUUCGAGGAAUUGUGCUUGGUCUUGGCAGCACCAUCCCAGAAUGCUUUUGGAGUUGGAAGAGUAGCCGUGGUGGGAAGUUGAGGGUACCUCUUUAGUCAAGGAGUCUUAUGGGCAGUCCGCUCUUUGUUGUCCUGUUGGCCAUGCAUGAGAACUCUCCUGUCCUCUCUUCUCCAGUCCCUGGUGAUUCACAUCUAACAUCUUGCAGUGGCACCAUUUGAGUUAACAGCCCUGUUCUAGGUGGACUUUUUGGAGAACUUUGCUAAGGUGGUCAGAGCUCCUCACCAUUUGGAAGCCUCAGCCUAAUACUAAUGCGCCCACAUGUCCCUUCCUGCUUUGAAGUAAUGUCUGUGGGUGAAAACCAUCAAACAUUGCUCUCCGGGAAUGAAACUGGGUAACUCUGAGAAGGUAGCAGAGAAUUGAUUUAAACUGUUAUUCUUGUUUGGUAUAAAUUAAACUAGGGAAUGUUCUCUCUGAAGCAUGAAAGUAUGUUUUUCCCCUACGAAGUUUAGUAUAAGGAUGGAAAAGUGAUAAUCACAAUAGACUUUGAUCAGUGCAACUUUAUCUCCAGAUAGCCACAUUUCAGAAUAGCCUGGACUGGAUACUGAAUUGCAUUUCCCAUUAUUAAUUGUUGGUUUAAAAAUAUUUUGUAAACUUUUCUUAAUUUGAAAUUUAGUCACAUUCGUGUAAUUUUCCAAUCUAGUUUCUGUGGAAAUUUUUUAACACAGAGAAACAAAUAGAAACAUCUUUCAAUCUUCCUAAGUGAGUAUUUAAAAUGCAGAAUUGCUUCUCUUCUGUGUUUCUGUAUUCAGAUGCUUAGAUCUGUUGUAUAUAUUAGUUUAGACAUCGUCACUAAUAUACACAGUAUUUAAGACUCUAAAUGAGAUUUCUUAAGUAUUUUAUUUUAUUCUCUGUAAAUGGUUUUGUAUAAUCUUUAAAAAUCUACACUUUGCCUUUGUAGAUAUUUAAGGGAAACCAUUUGGGGGGGGGGUGUCUUGCAUGUAUAUUUUUGUUGUAGAUAAGUGUUGCUUAGUUAUUUCUGCAAAUUUUGGUUGAAAUGCUUACAGACUUUAAUACAGUAUAUAUUUUCAGAAUAUAAACUUUUAUAUUUCUGUGGUAAGUUAGGAUAUGCGUUUUAGGCAAUCUUUUCCAUUACUAUCACUUGUUCUUUCAAAAAAUAGCAUUCUGGUUUGGUGCCAAUGGUUUGUUCCUUUUUUUCCAUUAGAAUCUAGUGCUCUUAUAUUGUUAGAGAGCAGGUUAAUUUUCUUUUUCUCAAAGUAAUUGAGUUUGAAGUAUAAUUUGAAAAUGUACUGAAUUUGUGAAUAAGCCUUACCCAGUAGGAUCGGUAAAUUUUCCAACCUUUGCAACUACGUACGUAGUUUAAGAUCUCCCCAUAAAUUCUCACUGUGUGGCAGUUGAUGGAGUUUGUGAACAGAGCCUUAAGCUUGUUGAAAAAAAAUAAAAGGUAAUACGGGUUGUUUCUUCCAAGCAGUUUAAGCCAUGCAGAUGGACUCUGUGCAUGGAGUCUGUACGCCAUGGUGGAUCUGGAGAGUUUGGUUGAGGUGAUGGCGGCAGGGGCCAGAGAGGCACCUUGGUGAUUGCCUUUGGCCAUACGAAUGGACCAAGGACAGGUUUCCCGGAGCCACCUUUGUACUAUUCACAUGGUUUAGACACGGUCACAGGGAGGGCUGCUGGUCUAUCACUUGUUUUGAACAAAUGGCAUUUCCUGCUCCUGACCUUGGCGGUUGACCCCAGGUUCCUUGCAGGUGACCUGGAAAUGUCCAGUCUGGCUGAGGUCAGCACUCCUUGAGAGACGUUAACAAAGUUUACAUGUGAGUCUUACUGUGUAGACAAUCUCAAGUCAAUUUCAGUUACAUAAUCAGCAUUCCCAUGUGUCCUGAGCGUCUUAUCCAUGGACUACGUGUGUUAAGCCAUACCGAACCUCAGUUUAGCAGGGGACAGGCAGACCAGAUGCAGAACAUACACAUCAGCUGAGUCCGUCCACCUGGGGCUGUUUUAAUGGAGCGUAAGUCAUGGAGCUCAUUGGCAGUGCAUCCACUGUGUCUGGAAUCUAAUAAAGUCAACUAAAAUUUGGGACUUAAAUUUUUUUUAAUUAUGAUUCUUUUCAGUUGGCCAUGCUUCCAUAAUUACCUACUGAUUCUCCUUACCAAGGCUUUACAGAUAGAUAAUCUUGAGACCAGGACCAGGGCUAUAGCACGGCUAAUGUCAGAUGAUUUGGUUCAUCUCGAGUAAGUGUUCAUGAAGUCAACUUAUCCACCAUGAGGAUGGAGAUGGGCUGCAAGUACUUGCAGUGUGUGUGUCAGUCAGAAAAACUGACACCUAGUUUUAAACUUCAGCUCUGGUGUCUCUAUGGGUUGACCAUGCCUCUUGUGCCCAACACCUGGCCUCAUGCUGAAGCCCAUUAAGGCAACUCUGGGAAGUUUGGAGGGUGUAACAUUUUCCAUCUAGUAUUUAAUUUGUCCCUGUGCCAUUAGUCCCAGCUUGAAGUCAUUUGCUGAUGUCCGUGUUGACAGGAUUGUGAAAAUAUUGCCUUUCAUAAAACCAAGGACCAAAGAAUUCCAUUAUUCCAACAAAGCACGAGUUUCAUGGAUUGUGGGCACAUCUAGACAGAGAUGUGCACGCUUCAUGGCACAGAGAAACUCACUUCCACCAGCCUCAUGCUCCCCCUGGCUGGCCACACACAGGGAUUUGUUUGUCACCUUGAGGAGGCUCUGAAAAGUGAGUUUCUCAAAUUGAAACUCGCUAUCUCAAGUGAGUGUUUCUACUGUGUAGUUCCAGCCUUUAUCCGUACCAUGAAGAGUGGAGGUCGGCAUUCUUGCAGGAGAUCUGACCAGUGUAGACUGCUCCAUCUGAAUAGGAACCUCCAGCGGAGUUUUUCAGAUGUGUCCACACUGAGCAGUGAGAUCCUGCAGCUGCUGAAUUUCCGCGUCCUUUGUGUUUUCCAUUGACCCAUUCCAACUCCUGUUUAGCCUGAGAAUUCUCUUCAAUUCUCACACUAAGUCAUGCUCCAUUCUCAUUCAUGAUGAAAUCAUCAAUCCAUUAACCAGUUGAGAAAUGAUUUAAGAAGUGGUUUUCCAGUGGUAAGGCUUAUCACCAAACUUCUGAUAAUGAAGCAGGCUACCAAAAACGUACCCAGCCCACCCUGGGGGUGUUUGGAUUUGAUCAUGGGUCUAGCACACACACCAAAAUCCAAGGAGACCUUUGCAAAUUAGGCUACUCGUUUUAUUUUGCCAGGUUGUCACGGGAGAGUCUUUAACUAGUUCUGAGUAUUUGUAAGUAUGAGUACUUCAUAGACUUAUAAAAGCAGGUACAGAAGACCCUUUCUCACCGCGCUGUAAAUAUUACCCGAGACUGGGUGCAGUCCUGAGGGAUAAUAAUCUUCUGAUUUAUCAAAUGCUGACUGUCUAGAGCAAAUUGUACACUCUCUUUGUGAAUGGUCCUGUAACGUGUAUGAACACAUUUCUGGGUGCCUUAGAAGUUGUAUUUUUCAUGUGUGCUAAUACGCAGUAUUUAUACAUUGUGAGAAGCUGCUUUGAAUAAAAAGGUUUAAACUGCCUCUGCA